Penicillium verhagenii is the source of this 294-nucleotide messenger RNA. Its product is annotated as RNA recognition motif domain-containing protein. The transcript has 4 exons. The record is from RefSeq and is a predicted model, not a curated record. The coding region runs from base 1 to 294 and encodes 97 amino acids. NCBI's taxonomy places the organism in Eukaryota, Fungi, Ascomycota, Eurotiomycetes, Eurotiales, Aspergillaceae. Gene Ontology annotation, molecular function: mRNA binding.
AUGUCUAAGCUCUACGUCGGAAACCUCAGCUGGAACACCACCACUGACUCGCUGAAGCAGGCUUUCGAGCAGUUCGGCCAGGUCGUUGACGCCAUUGUCAUGACCGACCGUGAGACUGGUCGCUCCCGUGGCUUUGCCUUCGUCACCUUCUCUUCCGAGGAGGAGGCUACCGCUGCCCAGAACGCCAUGAACGAGCAGGACCUUGAUGGCCGCCGUAUCCGUGUCAACGUCGCUGAGGCCCGCCCUCCCCGCUCCAACUACAACGGUGGCGGUGCCCCCGGUGGCCGCUGGUAA